Molecule: messenger RNA, 2286 nt
Organism: Mugil cephalus (flathead mullet)
Lineage: Eukaryota; Metazoa; Chordata; Actinopteri; Mugiliformes; Mugilidae
Gene: rad23b
Product: RAD23 homolog B, nucleotide excision repair protein
Exons: 10
Coding region: 122-1276 (384 amino acids)
Biological process (GO): nucleotide-excision repair; proteasome-mediated ubiquitin-dependent protein catabolic process
Cellular component (GO): nucleoplasm; cytosol
Molecular function (GO): ubiquitin binding; polyubiquitin modification-dependent protein binding; proteasome binding
Source: RefSeq, a predicted model, not a curated record
AUAGAAGAAGAGAAGUCAUGGCGGCUGACAGUUUGUAAUGAGCUAACGAGCACUAAAGACUCUUGUAAGUUGGAUAUAAAGCCUUUAAACCAAGCCCUGUGAUAAAAAGUCUGCCGGCAAAAUGCAGAUAACUUUGAAGACAUUACAACAGCAGACGUUCAAAAUCGACAUCGAUGAAGAGGAGACGGUGAAGACAUUAAAGGAGAGGAUUGAGCAGGAGAAGGGAAAGGACCAUUUUGCAGUUGCGGGACAGAAACUGAUCUAUGCCGGUCGAAUCCUCAGCGAUGACUGCGUCCUCAAAGAAUACAAAAUUGAUGAGAAGAACUUUGUGGUCGUCAUGGUGACAAAGCCUAAAACAGCCUCAGCCACCUCACAGCCUCCACAGUCCACUUCAGCUUCCAGCACAACAGCUCCUGCAACAUCCCCUGCCUCAUCGUCCAGUUCGGACAAACCUGAGGAGACAACGGACAGCAAACCGGAGGAGAAGCAGUCUUCAGGAGACGAACCAGCUUCCACCCCUGUCGGAAGCUCCGAGGCAUCAACCAACACAAACUUAAUUAGUGAAGCAGUUUCAAACCUAGUGACAGGUGCAUCAUAUGACGCUAUGGUGAAUGAGAUGAUGCUCAUGGGCUACGAGAGGGAGCAGGUGGUGGCGGCUCUGAGAGCGAGCUUUAACAACCCAGACAGAGCUGUGGAAUACCUGCUCACGGGAAUCCCAGGCAGAGAUCAGGGCCAAGCAACAGGACCUGAUGCAGCGGUUCCUCCAUCUAGUGGCGUUCCAGCUGCUCCUUCUGGCGGUAUCAGUGUUCCCGCUAACACUGGCUCCUCACCAAGUGCUGAAGGAGGCAAUCCCUUGAGCUUCCUAAGAAAUCAGCCCCAGUUCCACGUGAUGCGACAGCUUAUCCAACAGAACGCAGCCCUGCUCCCCGCCCUGCUGCAGGAGAUCGGCAGGGAAAACCCAGAACUGCUGCAGGAGAUCAGCAGCCACCAAGAGCAGUUCAUCCAGAUGUUGAAUGAGCCCAACCCAGAUGCGGUGCCAGCCAGCGGUGGAGGUGUGGCGGGGGGAGCGGGGCGAGCUGGAGGGAUGGGCGGUGACACAGCUGGUGGCAGUCAGAUGAGCUAUAUCCAGGUCACACCACAGGAGAAAGAGGCCAUUGAGAGGCUAAAAGCUUUAGGAUUUCCAGAAGGACUUGUUAUACAAGCCUACUUUGCUUGUGAGAAGAACGAGAACUUGGCUGCCAACUUCCUUUUACAACAGAACAUUGAUGACGAUUAAAAAAAGGCAUCUACCUGUUUUUUUUUUCUUCCACUCUUCUUCCUUUACUUUGUGAUUCCUGAUGUUCAGCAUAUGUGUACAACAAGCUUUUUUUUAAAUUUGAUUUAAAAAAAAAAAUGUUCUAGUCACUACUUCCACAUUCGACUCUCCUAAUAACACUGGAUCGUUAAUAGCUGGUGGCUGGUGUUCAGCGACAGGCUGGUGUUUGUGAUCACUUUAAAAUGGAGGAACCAUUAAAGUACAGUACAUUUGCAUCAGAUGCCACUUGUGUUCUAUUGAUUCAUUUUUUUUUUUUUUUAAUGCUUGAGUCAAAACCAAUAUGAUUUGUUUUAACAGUAUGAUUUACAAAUACAGUAUACUUUGCUUUUUAAUUAAGGUAAGUUCAGGGCAGGGUUAGCACUGAUUCCUCACAGCAAGAAGGUUCCGGGUCGAGUGUGUGAUGUUUGCAUGUUCUUCCUGUGUAUGUGUGGGUUUUCUCUGGGUUCUCCAGCUUUCUCCCACCAUCCAUAGAUGUGCUUGUUAGGUUAAUUGGUGAUUCUAAAUUGGUCAUAGGUGUCAGUGUGAAUGGUUGUUUGUCUCUGCGUUAGUCCUACGAUAGCCUGGAUAGCCUGAUGACAGCUGGGAUAGGUUCCAGCCCCCCCAAACCCUCUAGAGGACAAAUAGUUAUAUAAGAUGAAAAGUUCAGGGUAGAUCUGGAAGUUGAUAACAGUAUUCAUGCACUCGUUUGAUUUGUGUUUUUUUUUAUCUAAGUGGACCAACGGUGGAGAUUUGAAAAUCGAAAGUUGUGCAAAAAAAAAAAAAAAACAAGCAACAUUUUCUUACUUGAACGUCCCUCAGUUUGCAUGCAACUCUACAGGAUGACUGACAGGAGCUGUGUGAUGAAGUCUGACUGUGACGCAUAAUAUGAAGUCAUGUAUAAAGUUUGCAUACAUUGGCUAAGGCUUAGUUGUCAAUGACAAAUGUAAAUUUUACCGAAAAAAAAAAAUAAAGUUUUCCAGAUUAUUGAAAAC